CAAUGCCCCUCUCCCUCUUCCAAGAAAGUGAGCUGCAGUUUUUAUGCAAGAACCUCAAUGGCUCUCUCUGUACAUUGGUUGUCAUCAAUUCCCACUCUUUCCUUGAAAUCCACCACACCCUCUCCCCUUUAGUAUAAAACCUUCAUGCCCCUUUUCCUCAUCAUCAACAUUGCUCAUCCAAAUUGUGAUAAAAUCUUGAUUCUUGAUUCAAAAUGGCUGGAGGGAGAAAGGGGAAUGAUCAGUUUGCAGACAUGCUGCCAUUGAUGGCUGAGAGGUUGGGAGGUGAGGGGCUGAUUGGGGAGCUCUGCAAAGGGUUUGGUCUGCUGAUGGAUAGGGAAAAAGGGGUGAUCACAUUUGAGAGUUUGAAGAAGAACUCAGCUCUCUUGGGGCUGCAGGAUCUCGGGGACGAAGAGCUCGAGGGCAUGUUGAGGGAAGGCGAUCUCGACCGGGAUGGCGCCCUCGAUCAGAUGGAGUUUUGUGUGCUCAUGUUCAGGUUAAGCCCUCAGCUCAUGGACCAGUCUGAGGCCUUGCUGGAGUAUGCCUUGCAGCAGGAGUUUGGAUGGAAGUGAUUAUUCUUUUUCUGUUUUUUUGGGGGAUUCGUUGAGUUAGGUAGGCUUUAGGGGGCUCGGGUUUCAUCUUCGUUGUUGUUGAUUAUGCAGAGACAACGAGAUGUAUAGCGAUUUGUAAUAGAGGAUCUCGUGGGCCGAACAUUGGAUGGUAUCUCGAAUAAUAUGUGCAUAUAGAUCAAGGAAAAAUGUCAAUUAAUCCUCGUUAAAAAGUGUCA
This is a messenger RNA of Salvia splendens (bonfire salvia), 784 nucleotides long. RefSeq names its product calcium-binding protein KRP1. NCBI's taxonomy places the organism in Eukaryota, Viridiplantae, Streptophyta, Magnoliopsida, Lamiales, Lamiaceae. Gene Ontology annotation, molecular function: calcium ion binding. The transcript has a single exon. The coding region runs from base 213 to 569 and encodes 118 amino acids. The record is from RefSeq and is a predicted model, not a curated record.